This is a messenger RNA of Patiria miniata (bat star), 2925 nucleotides long. RefSeq names its product hyalin-like. The record is from RefSeq and is a predicted model, not a curated record. The transcript has 9 exons. Gene Ontology annotation, biological process: cell communication. The coding region runs from base 123 to 1544 and encodes 473 amino acids. Gene Ontology annotation, cellular component: membrane. NCBI's taxonomy places the organism in Eukaryota, Metazoa, Echinodermata, Asteroidea, Valvatida, Asterinidae.
AGGUGAAGUAUAAACGUACGUAGGCAUCCGCGUUGUGACCAACCCACACAGAGUCAGAGAGCAUAGUUUACAGCGCUUCAACAACCUGUCGUACUACAAGCUUCUGAAAGGUUCUGCAGUGAAUGAUGGUGAUGGCCUCUUUGGCGUUACUGGCAAUCGCCACUGCGUGUCUGAUUCUACAGAUGCAAACUACAUUAACCAAUGCAGCCGAUGUGUACUCAUUUGAGAAAGCCGUCUACACCGUAGCUGAAGAUGCUGGUCCGGCAACGGUCUACGUAAAACGGACUGGACCACACGACGCUGCGAGUUCAACUGUCGAUGUUUCGAGUUCUGACGGCACAGCUGUGAUCGGAAGAGACUAUGUAGCUGUAUCAACCACUCUAAACUUCCAAAUGACAAACAACAGAGUCACCGUUGAUGUUCAAGUCAUAGAUAACGUCAUGGCCAGUAACGGAUCUGGGAUACAUUGCUUCACCUUGACCUUGACGAAUCCAAAUCCCAGUGGCACCCUCGGGACAAAUGCUCAAAUCUGCAUCACCGACAAUGACAACAUAUUUACAGGAACGUGCCCACCUCAAGAAGCUGUGAUAGAGUCAAACGGAGAAGCAGUUAUUGAGGCCAAUGUCACCAGCGAUAAAGCUACUGCCGUCAUCAGCUGGGCCGAGUUCUCUACAUUUCAACCGGCGCUGGAAACGUCGUACAGGUGCUUCCCUGCAGGACAGCCGCCUAGCAGUGAAUGUAGGAAUGGAGGCGCCUUCCCCAUCACCUAUACGUUGAAUGCUUCCGAUCAAUACAACAGAAGGAUUAAGGUGCAGUACACAGUUGCUACUCAACUGACCCCGACACGGGUGGAACACAACUGUGAAUUCUACGUGCGCGUUCUUGAUUCGAUACCACCAAUAAUUACCUGUCCAGCUGACCUGAAUGUCACCGCUAAGGGCCUGAACGGCACCGCUGUCUGGACGGAGCCAGCCGGCACCGACAAUUCGGGAGUGGUCACAACCAAUACCUAUUCGCCGCCUCUGGUUCUGAGCAUCGGAAGCCAUCUCUUCACCUACACUGCCGAAGACAGUUCUGGAAAUGCGGCAUCGUGCAUUUUUAAUAUUACCGUUACCCCAGAUGACGUACCACCGAUGAUAACCUGUCCUGCAACUGCAACCGGCGUGACGGAUCCAGGUUUAUCAACAGGCAAGAUAAAGUUUCCCAUCGCCACUGUCUCAGACAACUCUGGGUUACCCAUUGUGCCUGUGGCCAACGCAACGUCCAUGGUGACUCGCUUCCCUGUCGGUGAAACUGUCGUGGAGUUUGUAGCGACAGACGCCAGCGGCAACAGCGCCACUUGCACUUUCAUCGUCAAAGUCGACGUCAGAAAGAACGCAGGUGGGAGCAGCGAUCGAGCAGUAAUAAUUGCCAUUGUCUGUGUGAUAGUCGCUGUUCUGAUUGUUGUUGUCUGUGCCGUCAUACUAUACAUGAAGCGUCGCCGACGUCAUGCAAAGUACUCGCAGGCAAGCGAUGGAAAUCGGGAGAUGGCUGAAAUCGAUUAAGUCACCGUCAUCAAGUUUGAGACAACGAGAAUUCUUCGAGCUGUUUGCAGAGUAGCAGAAGAUCUGAAAGGUCAGCUGCAGUACGGAUGAUGCUUGUAACAGCUUUGUCAGUUUAACCGAGGUUGUGGGUCUUGCGAGGUAUCCUUGUCGGUAGUAAUUAUGCUCUUUGCUUGUAGUAUAAAGCAGAAGAUUUUCAACUGUUCCAUUUCAGCAAUUUUGUAAAUGCUGGUACCUAUACAACUACUUCAGGUAUUAAUAUCCAUAUUUGGUUUAUUACAUUGUUAUUUUAUAAGAGAUGUGCUGUAACCAGUAUGGCCUUGCAUGAGAUCACUGUAUACAUCGACCGAAGCGUUUAAGUAGUGACAUACGGUGACAGUUACAUAUGGUUUCGCGCACAUAGCUCGAGCAAUGGACUGGAUAGCACCUGUCACAUUGUUUCUGCCAUUAUACUGGAUCGCUUCUGAGUGUACUGUGAUCUCAUAUGCAUAUUGGCCCAUCUACCAGCUACCCUUUGUAGUUUCAACAGAAACACAUGGCAUUUAGUUUUGGAUAAUUGGACAAUGAAAAUCCACUCCUAUUGUAAUAUUUUACCAAUAAGUAAAAUUUCUGUAAAGAUUCACAUGCACAUUAUUUGUGCACGAAAUAAAGUGAUUUGCGUUUAAUUGGUAGAUUUAGGCAUGGUCAAACACAAUGUACGAUUUAAGGUAUUUUUUGGGAAUCUGUGCUUCUUUAAAAACUUCUUGUUACAAAUACGUCUUGUUACAUUUGGGUCCAAACAUUUUCCGCUCCAAAUUUAAUAUGAAAAUCAAGAAGAGGGUGCAAAUGCAUGAAGUUAAUUGCGUUUAAUCGGUAGAUUUAGGCAAGGUCAAACACAUGUACAAUUUUAAGGUACAUUUUUGGGGGAAUGUGGGCUUCUUGAAAUAGUUCUUGUUUAAAAUCUUUCUCGGUAUUAUUGUUUUAAAAAGAAUAUUGACGACACGAAGCAGAACUGAAUGCAGUUACAUUUCAUGUCAGAAAGUAUCGUUUCUUUUCAUCUUAUAUGCUUUAAUGUACAUGUUUAAAUCAAUCUGUAGCAGUAUAUUUAGGGCCUACAGAAAAAAAUGGUGGUUUGCUAAAAUUAAAUCAUUUAGAGAGUAUUUUACAGGUGGAAGGGGGUAGUACAGUUGUCUUAGUGUUCAGAUUAGCUUAAUGUUCAAGUUUUCAUGUUUUCGAUGUCCCUUUUUUAGACUGAAGCUAAACCUUUUGACAAUCUGGCUUAUUUCAAGGUGGGUGCAAACCUAUUGCUGUGGUUUAUCAUUAUUCUAACUGCUGCUUAUUAAAGUUUAAAAUCUAUUAAAUACAAUUGCAACUGGAAACGGUAAUAAAAUUGCAUUAUAAUGGA